AUUUGCAUGUUCAACCUACCGAAAAGAUCGAAUGAAAACUGAUCACAAGUUUAUUUCCUGCUUAAAACUUGAAAUCUCUGACAUACCAAAACAAUGGAGUUUCUGAUGAAGAUCUCCGUCUUGUUGUUUGGCUGUCUGUCUUUUAUUUCGGCUUGUGGAGAAACCUACACUGACCGUAUUGGCGUAUUAACCUCCCCUGACUACGGUAGACAGUAUCCAACAAAUAGCGAUUGCAACUGGACAAUUUCUACCUCAGAGGGGACCUCGCUUGUGCUUACAUUUCUAGAUUUCGAUGUGAGGUGUAGUGGCGAUUAUAUCGAGGUGACAGAUCUUUCGAACAAUACGACAUUGCCCGGUCUUGAAAAAAAAUGUAACCCCCUACUCCCACAGAACAUGUUCACAGUUAGCAACAGAAUACAAAUCCGCUUUGUAAGUGAUGACCGCCAAAAUGCACGUGGCUUCAAACUUGCUUGGAGAGUAAAAAGAAAGUUGACAUGGUACUCAGACUUCGUUUCCUUCCCCGAGGCGCAAGCCAUUUGCAAAAGGAAUGGAGGGACCUUGAUUGAUAAUUCUGCUGAAUAUGAGGAAGAUAUAAUUGAGGCAAUGCAAGAACGUCAUGUGACUUCAAUAUGGCUGGGGAAGUACAUAACACCUUGGGUUUGGAUAAAAGGUUGCUUCAACUUUGAUGACCUGGACGAAUUUCAAACUUCCGUCAGACUAAAGGAAAAUCAAAUGACAGAAUGCAUGAAGCACUGCAGCAGAUGGAGUUACUUCGGGCUUCAAAGGGAAAAGUGUUUUUGCUUUGAUACGUUUGGCGGCGUUCCUGUGGUUACAGACAACGAUUGUACUACGACUUGUCCCGGUAACCUGUCCGAAAGAUGUGGUGGAAAUAGUAGUCUUACCAUAUAUAUGAACGAUAUAUGCUUCAAGAAUUCAAGUCUAUGGCAAGGAAAUGUAUCUAGAACAAGGAGCGGUAACACUUGUUUACCUUGGGGAAAUAUCACAGCGAUUACAGUAAACAGCACAUUGGCAUUUCCAGAUGGGUCAGCACAAAAUGCAUCCAAUUAUUGCAGGAAUCCGAACGGUUCCGAGGCCUUAAGGUGCUACGUCAGUCAAGACAAAACCGAGUUGUGUGACAUACCACCGUGCAUAGAUAAAGAAAACGCUAAAGAAUUCUGCAUGUACUUUACUUAUGGGAAUCAGAAUGGCUUCCAUUUCGCUGCGGCUCGUUGUGCUAAUGCUUUUUAUGCAGUUUGUUCAGGAGUUGAUCAACAGUAUCAUGCUGUAAAUAACCGUUUAACAUGGAAGCAACAUAGGGAAAACUUUUGGCAAAAUGACCCUUCACAGUGCAGGACACUAGUAGGACCAAGCAUAUUUCUCGUUGAUAGUAAUAUACUAAACAAAGAUUACGCUUACUGGAUUGGAUAUUUUCGGAGUGAUACAAUGGCCACAGAAACAGGUCUGGAAGAGAAAUAUAAAGAAUGCUACACCUACUCAAAUAAGGAUGGGAAUCAAGGAGAAGAAGUGACUGACUGUAGCAGUAAAAGAAACUUUAUAUGUCAGAGUGUCCCCGUUACAUGUGGAGGCCAUUUUGACAUUUCUUCAAAUCACUCGUUCAGUACACCAAAUUAUCCAAACGGAUAUGGCGUUCUCCUACAUUGUGUAUGGUAUAUAACUGUACCUGUGGACCAUUACAUGACAUGGAGCGUCAAUGUGGACAUAGAAAACUCACCUUCGUGUCAAAAUGAUUAUCUCAGCAUAUACUAUGGUUCAUCAAUAAAUGGUCUCCCUAAUUCAACCCUGUGCGGAAGAUUUAAUAAAACGUUUUACAAUACACAGACCAAUGUAACAUUAGAAUUCCAGUCAGACCACUCUGAGAACUCGAGUGGCAUUCUUGUCACGUGGUCAAUAGAGCCUAUCACAACAUCAACGGCAACCACUUCAUCUACAUCUCCUCAACAAGAUCUUUACAUACAGGACAAAACAGAACACAUAUUAGGAUUGUCAUAUGGCGCUUUUGCAGGGCUUAUUGCUGGUGUAAUUUUUCUGCUGGUGUUGUCUUGUAUUGGAGGGUUUCUUUGUGGCAAAAGGAGACGGGCAACUCCAAUUAAGGACAAUCAACCCGCAAACAGCAAAGAUGCGAAGACAGAGAAAAACAAUGUCAAUGACAGACUCGACAAACUAAACAGCGGACCCAUGGACAAAUCAUUUACAAACGCUGGAUUUGAAGAAAGCGCUUCUGACAAGGUUUCCAAGGAAGACGGAAAAUUCCUUAAUGACGAAGGGGUUGAUAUCGAAACAGACAGUUCACUUGCCAUUUAUUCUAAAGUCAACAAACCUACAAACGACACAUGCUCAGCACAAAACACUCUAUCUCCAGAAUCUAAACUGUCUGAUAAACCCGACAACGAAUCGAAUGAAUUGUACAAUACUUUGAACGAGAAAAAUGAAAACACUGCAAAAAGUGCUGUGAAUAUUUACAACCAUUUGAACGAAGCCGACCCAACCUACGCCAACACAAAUAUGCCGGGAAAGAACAAUAGAAAUAAGGUAGCAUCUGACUUGGACGUGUAUGACCACAAGGAAAAAAAGUAAUUAGAUUCGUGUAAUAUUCUCAGACUGCAGACAAUAUUAGACUGGCUCCAAGACUAUGACUAUUUUCUUCUUUUUUGUAUUUUUUUUAUGAUUCAGUGUAAUACUUUGUGUCAGUCUAUAUCCUACGUCCAAUAUCAUAAUGUUAAUAAAAACUUUAGAAUAGACUGGCUUUUGAUUCAAUGAAAUAGAAUUGGACAAAAUGUGGGGAAAAGUGCCGAACUAUCUUUAAUUAUUUAUCUAUCUGCUAGUUUAAUAUAUUAUAGUAUGCUAUUAUAUUGCUACAUGUAAUUUGUACAAAUUCAAUUUUAUUUUAUUUACUGGAAGCGUAGUGGUCACAGGGGUAUUCUCCCUCCAGUAUCUAAACCAUUGUUAAGAAAUCCUCAUUUAUUGUUUUGCGUAGCUUUGUAUAAUUUAACCGCAUUCGGACAUUGUAAUUUUGCCAUAUGUUUAUUUGUUUGGGGUUUAGCGCCGUUUCAACAGAUUUUCAAACCGCCUCGGUAGCCUAGUGACAGAGCGCCCGCUUCGAGUGCGGGAGGUCGUGGGUUCAAUCACUGGCCGCGUCAUACCAAAGACGUAAAAUAAUGGUACAAGCAGCUUCCUCGCUUGGCGCUCAGCAUUAAGAAGAUAGUACUAGGACUGGUCAGCCCGGUGUCAGUAUAAUGUGACUCGGUGGGGUAUCAUGUCACGUGUCUACUGCGUGAUAUUCCAGUGAGGCAGCACUAUAAAGUUGGGCAUUGAGCUCACUGCUACAAGUAGACACCGUCGUUUAUAUGACUGAAAAAAAUGCUGAAAAACACGUAAAACCCGAACACACACGCACGCGCGCGCACGCGCGCGCACGCACGCACGGAGAGAGAGUUUUUCAGUAAUGUAACUACAUGUUAACCCAACCAAUUUUUCUAGUUUUUGUAACAGUAUUGACCUGUUCCCCAUAUAUUCACAUGGAUGAAAAGUGUAGGACAAAUGAUUUCUGGCACGGUCAUCAAACUACCACAGAGAACAUACGACUCUCCCGGUGAUCGAACUAACGACUCUGUGCUCUGUAGAUCUGAGUUCUGUCCUCUUUUGAUCAGCUAGUGCCAGUAGCUAUUGAUUCAAUAGAUUAAUGAAUGAUUUUGUUAUUUAUAUUUAUUUGCUUGUAUUUUUGUACAUACUACAUAUAUUUUUAUAGUGAUAUUAAAUAAAUUCGUUAAAUUGUAGAA
Molecule: messenger RNA, 3797 nt
Organism: Mercenaria mercenaria
Lineage: Eukaryota; Metazoa; Mollusca; Bivalvia; Venerida; Veneridae
Exons: 16
Coding region: 94-2595 (833 amino acids)
Biological process (GO): negative regulation of inflammatory response
Source: RefSeq, a predicted model, not a curated record